Trametes versicolor FP-101664 SS1 is the source of this 546-nucleotide messenger RNA. RefSeq lists its product as uncharacterized. The transcript has 5 exons. Gene Ontology annotation, molecular function: fatty acyl-CoA hydrolase activity. The coding region runs from base 1 to 546 and encodes 181 amino acids. NCBI's taxonomy places the organism in Eukaryota, Fungi, Basidiomycota, Agaricomycetes, Polyporales, Polyporaceae. The record is from RefSeq and is a predicted model, not a curated record.
AUGUCACCACCAGCACCAGCGCCGUACACUCGCCCGGUCUUCACGGGGGACAUCUCACCUGCAGUCCAGGACGAGAUCUCGAGCUUCUCGAAGGUCGUGAUGGAAAAGGGCGCGUUCGCGCGCUCGACAGGCUCGUCGCUCGUCCUGACAGAGGUCGGCGUGUUCCAGCGGGAGAAGGACGGCAAGGCGCACGCGCGCAUCACGUACCAGACCACCGUGCACGACGAGAUGCUGAACAUCGGCGGGAACAUGCACGGCGGCUGCGCGGUGUACAUGAUUGACAUAUGCUCGUCCAUGGCCCUCGCAGUCCUUGGCAUGGCCACCGGGAAACCAUGGAACUUCGUCUCGCAGGCUAUCAACACCACCUUCCACGCGCCCGUACCGCUUGGCGCAAGGAUUGAACUCGUGAACACGACGGUGUCGUUUGGGUCGCGCACGGUGUCCGCUAUCACCGAGAUUUGGGAUAUCACGAACAACCGUCUGUGUGUAACGGGAGUACAUAACAAGAUGAAGCCGUCAGACCCCAAGCCUCAAGCGAAGCUGUGA